AAUGAUGCCUAUGGACCCCCCAGCAACUUCCUCGAGAUCUAUGUGAGCGAUCGGCAGACUCGGGUGUCGGCCGGCCGGGGCCGCUUCACCACUUACGAAAUCAGGGUGAAGACAAAUCUUCCUAUUUUCAAGCUGAAAGAAUCUACUGUUAGAAGAAGAUACAGUGACUUUGAAUGGCUGCGAAGUGAAUUAGAAAGAGAGAGCAAGGUCGUAGUUCCCCCACUCCCUGGGAAAGCGUUUUUGCGUCAGCUUCCUUUUAGAGGAGAUGAUGGAAUAUUUGAUGACAAUUUUAUUGAGGAAAGAAAACAAGGGCUGGAGCAGUUUAUAAACAAGGUCGCUGGUCAUCCUCUGGCACAGAAUGAACGUUGUCUUCACAUGUUUUUACAAGAUGAAAUAAUAGAUAAAAGCUAUACUCCAUCUAAAAUAAGACAUGCCUGAAAUUUGGCAAGAAGGGGCAAAAAUGUGACUAUUAAUGAUUGAUAAGCACCAGUGAAGAAGUUCUAACUUUUAGCAUGCUGCACAGAAACUGGUAUAACAUGCCUUCAGUAUACUAACACUCAUACGCUCAGUUUUGUUUUGUUUUGGCAGUUGACAAGAAGUUAAUUUGCUUUAGUGAAAAUCCCUCAUUCCAGCCUUUCUAUAUAAAUAGCUCUUCUUGCUGUUUUAAUGUGGUGCACACUGUAGCCUCACAAACCUGUUAUUCCAAUGUAAUCUGCAGUGUCCUAACUAAAGUUACUGGCUUGGUCUUAUUUGCACAGUUUUUGUGUCUUGUUUGCUUCUUGCAUCUGAUUAACUAGAAUAUUUCUCUUUCCCCCUUUUAAUGUGUGAUGUCACUUGACCCAAUUUAUGUGUAGGAGCACUACACCAUUGGUUUCCAAUACUGCACACAUAAGAUACAUACUUGUGUGCAGAAAGUAUCUUCCUUCAGGCUUGUAAUACCCUUCACAUGGAAGAUUAAUGAGGGAAAUCUUUAUAUUCUGUAUAAAAACAAAAUCAAAUUUAUAUACUAAAAUCAUUUGUCUAAAAAUUUAAGUUGUUUUCAAAUAAAAAUUAAAAUGCGUUUCUGAUAUGCACUGAUUGUGUUGCCUCCAGCUUUUCUUUGCUCUCUAUGAGUGACUGCUUAAGUCACUUGUUGAGAGGGAUUAUUUACUAAUUAUAUACUUCUCAUUCCUGUCAUUCCAUUCCCUUUAAACAGUGGUGACAUCAAAUAUACUUCCACCCAUUGAAUGGGGUGUUUUCAACAACAACAAAAGUGAUAUACUAAAAAAUUUAUUCCUUAAGACUUACUGAAUCAUUUUGAAGCACUUUUGUGUAUUUCAAAACUGUUUUAUAAUCUCAAGUCAUUUAUUAAAAGGACUUUUAAAGAUAA
Molecule: messenger RNA, 1369 nt
Organism: Mandrillus leucophaeus (drill)
Lineage: Eukaryota; Metazoa; Chordata; Mammalia; Primates; Cercopithecidae
Gene: SNX3
Product: sorting nexin 3
Exons: 4
Biological process (GO): late endosome to Golgi transport; endocytic recycling
Cellular component (GO): early endosome membrane; retromer complex
Molecular function (GO): phosphatidylinositol-3-phosphate binding
Source: RefSeq, a predicted model, not a curated record